CUGGGAUGUUCACUGAUGUUCCAGAAUGGUCAUUUGACUUUGUGUUACGUCAACAUAAGAGGGCGCUAGAUAUUCCUCUUUUCAUUGCUGGACGAAAAUGGCUCCCCGUAAGCAGAAGAAGACCCGUAAGCUGCGUGGUCACGUGAGCCACGGCCAUGGUCGUAUCGGCAAGCACCGCAAGCAUCCCGGAGGAAGGGGACGUGCUGGUGGUCAGCAUCAUCACAGAAUCAACUACGAUAAAUACCAUCCUGGUUACUUCGGUAAGGUUGGUAUGAGGCAUUUCCAUCUGACCAAGCAGAAGUACUACAAGCCUGCCAUCAACUGUGACAAGCUCUGGAGUCUGGUCAGUGAGCAGACAAGGCUGCAGUACGCAGACAAGACCGACAAGGCCCCCGUCAUCGAUGCUGUUCGAGCGGGUUACUACAAGAUCCUAGGAAAGGGAGUCCUCCCUAAGCAGCCGGUCAUCGUCAAGGCCAAGUUCUUCUCCCGACUCGCUGAGGAAAAGAUCAAGAAGGCCGGAGGAUGCUGCGUGCUUGUCGCCUAAAUGAUACCUCUUCCUAAUAAAAGACUCAAAAUAUUUCCAAAUAUCUGCUCAAAAUCUCACAUCAAAUGGACUCUUCAUAUUCCAAGCAUAUUUCCAUCAAAGAAGUGCUCUUCUGUAGAUCUUCAUUGAACAACACGACCGUGAUGCAUUGUAUUAUGUCAUGGAAUGAGAUGAUACAUACAGGAAUGCGGGCUGUACGCCGUAAUAAAGCCGUAAUAGUCACUGGUA
Molecule: messenger RNA, 772 nt
Organism: Strongylocentrotus purpuratus (purple sea urchin)
Lineage: Eukaryota; Metazoa; Echinodermata; Echinoidea; Camarodonta; Strongylocentrotidae
Gene: rpl27a
Product: 60S ribosomal protein L27a
Exons: 4
Coding region: 98-544 (148 amino acids)
Biological process (GO): translation
Cellular component (GO): ribosome; cytosolic large ribosomal subunit
Molecular function (GO): structural constituent of ribosome
Source: RefSeq, a predicted model, not a curated record